ACUUCAUAUAUUCAUUGUAACUUAAUUGUUUGUUAAAAGCACGUAUAGUAAAUCUGCGUGGUUCGAUGAAACGAGGUGAUUGAAGAAGUCAAGCUGGUCAUUUUGCGUACUUCCUGACACUCAAAUGCUUAUGAUAUGAUAUCACGUACGAUUCUCAAGCAAAACGUUUUUUUUAUUGGCGCAUAACUGUUUAAGACUGAUUUGUUAGGUUCUGAUUUUCGCUGUUGCAUAAAUAGCGCUCUCUACUGCGAGGAUCGUGCAUCGUACGUAGACUGAUUUGUAAUCAUCAAAGUGCAAAUACAAAGGUCCUGACACGUGAUUUGUUAAUUAUAAACCCAAACGUGCUCUUUACCUCAGCAGGCAUUGCCGUCGAUGUCACGAAUCGACUAAGAUGAGAAAAUCGAGAGAAGAGGGUAAAGUUGCAGACGAAAACGAGAGUCAAAGGGAGCAGAAGGGACGCCGUAAGAGGUUUUGUAAUCCUUUCAAGUCUUCAAAGGAUGAGGCGCAUCCUGAUGGUAAUUACGAUCUUCCUCUCGUCGACUAUCACCUUGUGGCAGACCCAGACAGGACCUUUGUUUACGAUGACGGUGCUAUGGAAGUCAGCGACACUGGGGUAACCUCUGUGUCGCCUCGUGCUCUGAAGAUUUUUGAGGCGAUUCGUGAAGAUGAAGCGGCACUGGUCUUAGAGGAGCUCGGUAACUUGCAAGACGCCUACGAGAUCGACAAGAAAGACCGCCAUGGCUUCGCUCUCAUUCAUGUGGCAGCUCGAUACAAUUUAAACAGAAUAGUCCACACUCUGUUAGAUUAUGGAGCAGAUAUUAACAUUGGUACCAGUCAGUACAAGUGGACACCUCUACACUUAGCCGCCAGGUUCAAUGGUCUCUCCACUAUUAACGUACUUUUGCAACGAGGAGCAGACCCCUCUAUUAAAGGUAACAAAGGUAGCACCCCACUGCACUUUGCAGCGCGCCGAGGAAACGAAGAGAUCGUCAAAGCUCUUCUGGAGCAUCCUUCAGUAAAGAUUGACGAAAAAGAUAGCUCAGGAAAAACUGCUUUGCACUUAGCUUGCAGCGAAGGACACAGCAAAGUUUCUCAAAUUCUCAUGAAUUACGGAGCUGACAUUAAGGCAAUUUCGGCGGACAAGUCGACGCCCCUCCACAAUGCCAUUGUUCAUGGGCAUUCACAGAUCGCAAGACUUGUAUUUAGGCGAGCCUCAGACAGCGACCUUUGCACCAACACAAAGGAAAUGGUGGAAAACGAAGAUCUUCAGAAUAACACAGUUCUACAUUUGGCGGCGUGGAAUAAUGACGUGAAGACCGCUGAACUUUGUCUUGAAAAUGGCGCUAACGCCAACUCGAAGAAAUCUGACGAAACUAGUGCACUGCAUUUGGCUGCUACCCGAGGGAACCUAGAGGUGGCUGAGUUGUUGUUAUCUCGAGGGGCUUCUGUUGACGUAAAAGACGGAGACUCCAAAACGCCUCUUCACAGGGCAGCCAUGUUCAACCAAACGAAAUUCAUUGAACUUCUCAUGGACAAAGAUGCCAAGUUGAAUGCACGAGAUGGCGAAGGCCGUUCGCCAUUCCUGAAUGCGGUUGCCGCUGGUCACGUUGAAGCAGCCAGGGCUCUCCUUCAACAUGGAGCUGACAUCUCUGCAACUGACUUGCUUAUGAAGACCUGUGUUCACCUCGCGGUAGAGAAUGAAAAGCUCAAAAUGCUUGCCAUGCUUUUAGAGACUCGCGAGGGUACCAACAAUUUGUCCAAAGCAGAUCUGUGGGAUAGGGUCCCUUUACACAGUGCCGCCCUUACAAAAGACAUAAAGAUUCUAGAGGUGCUGUUAUCCAAACAGAAGCAAAUGUCCUACAGAGAUGUGAAUUAUAGAACCCCUCUCCAUCUCGCUGCAGAAUCAUCUUCAUCCAAACAUGUUGACAUGUUAGCGAGGCGGAUGUGUGGUGUUAACGAUCGAGACGACCUUGGGCGAACCCCCCUUCAUUGUGCAGCCAGGAAAGGACAGCGGAAAGCUUGUCUAGUACUUUUAAGUAUGGGAGCUGAGAUAAACAGUAGAGACAACAUUUCCCAAACUCCGCUGAUGUUGUCGGUGAAGGGAAACCACGCUAAAUGUGUUGAGCUUUUGCUUGACUACAAAGCUUCAGCUGACCUUCAAGACAACGAUGGUGACUCUGCAUUACACAUGGCAUGUGGGCAGGGGCGUGGAGCUAUCGUAGAACUUCUUCUAAAUCGUGGUGCAAGCGUAGUCCUGUUAAAUGAUAGAAAUCAUGCAUGUUUGGAAACGGCAGCUAAAGCGGGAUCCAGCGAUGCCUCCAUGAUAUUUGUGAAGCACAAACGGUGGUCAGAAUUGGAGAACUACAAAACAUCAACAGGCCAAAAUGCCAUGUCACUCCUUGUUGAGAAUUUUCCAGAAGCAGCGGAAGUGUUGCUUAAUCAAUGCGUGCAUCACUCUCAACGUCUCAACGCUUCCGAUCCAGACUACGCUGUCACCUAUAACUUUAAGUACUUGGAUCCAGGCCCAAACCAUAAAGAUCGCUCUACAAGAUCCAGAUUCGCAGCACUUGAAGCCAUGAUCAAGCACAAGCGGCAGAGGCUCCUUCUUCAUCCACUCACGCUGAAGCUCAACCAAAGGAAAUGGAGUACGUUGGGAAGAUAUGUGUUCAUCUCAGAUUUUCUCACAUACCUCCUACUGAUGAUACUCAUCACCGCAUUCAUAGUUAUUCAAAGGGAGGGUCAGCAUUUCAGACCAUCGGAUAAUAAAAAAGCAAGGCCAAGGCGAAGUGUUAACACGAUGGGAAAUGAUGAAGACGACUACAAGCCUAAGCCCUCUGACAUUUAUCCUACGAAAACGCCUUUUACACAAGCUGCACCAGUCAUAAUCAUGAUGUUAUCCUUAUUUCAUAUAAUGAAAGAAUUUUUCCAGAUCUAUGUUCAACGUUGGAACUACUUUAAAGACACAUCCAAUUACCUUGACUGGGUCCUAUAUUUCUGUGCUGCAAUGUUCAUGGUCCCCUAGCUUACCAGAGCAGAUGACCUCGAUGACUGGUUUGGAGGCUUGUCUGAUCCACGCAUACUCUGGAUAACAGGAAUUUUCGCAAUCUUUGUGUGCUACAUGAACAUGAUGCUCUUUCUCAGGAGGUAUCGUUUAUUUGGCACUUACAUCUCAAUGUACAUUGAAGUGACUAAGACUGUUUUCCAGGUGUUGCUGGUAUUUGUGUUUCUCCUCUUGGCGUUUGCCUUGGUGUUUCACAUCCUCUUCAAGGAGCAGGCUGGAUUUCACACCCUGCAACACUCCAUUCUGCGUGUAAUGGUUAUGAUGAUUGGGGAGCUGGACUUUGGCGCAAUCUUUAUUGAUUCAAUCGGCGAAUACAAGAGUGAAAAAAAAACCCGUCCACUUAAUCCAUUCCCACAAGUUGGGUUCUUCUUCAUCUUCUUAUGUUUGUUUCUACUGGCCGUUGCACUCAUGAAUCUCUUGGUCGGUUUGGCAGUUGGGGAUAUCGAUCAAAUGAAAAAGUUUGCAACAGUGAGAAGAUUGGCAAUGCAGAUUGAAUAUCAAAUCGAAAUAGAGGAAGCCUAUCCUUCUUUCAUCAUAAACAGAGUAUAUCAAGAGGUUUACGUCGAAAAACCAAACAAAUACUCUAGACGCAACAGAGUGAUAGAUUGGUUAUACGCAUGGUUUGAUGAAGCCACUCCAGAGCCAGUAGCUGAUGAAGACAGCAAGACAAAUGAACUGGCCGUGCUACAAGAAGAGAUGACAAAGAACAAGAAAAGGAUCAAGACGAUGAUGGAAAUGCUAGAAGCACAAAACAACUUGCUCAGAAGUCUAGCACACAGAAUAGAUCCCAGCUUUGAGCUGCUGGGUGGGAACGAGGAGACCAGGGGUAGGGGUCGCAUGCAUGGUGUUGAUGGUCCAGAUGGUAAACAUCGUGCGCCCCAUGAAGGAGGAACAGAGAGCGAAGUACCGACGGAUGAUACGAGCGUGGAAUUCACUAGAGAAGAGAAAGCUGCAACUUCUCUCUUCGAGGGUGGCUUACUGAAAAACCUGGCGACACCGCGGUGGCUGAGAAAUAUGUCGUUCAAAAAUAACCUCCGAAGUAGCUACCUACUUUCACCAAAGGAAGACGAAACCAAUGGUAACACUAACGCUGGCGAAGAUCGAAAGAAAGCUCCUUUUGUAAGCAAAGAGAGACUAAAUUUGGAAAUGAGCGAACUUGGAAAGCCCAUUAUUUCUCGAGCCACCGGUAUGUUCGAAGCUGUGCGUGAUGGUAUAGUAGAUGUUGUCAAUGAACAACUCAGUAAGAAGGGAAAUGCCAAAACUAUCGACAAGUUAGAUCAGUCUGGACUUGCCAUGCUCCACCACGCAGCCCGUUACGAUCGAGUUCACGUCGCUAAAUCCUUGCUGGAGCACCGCGCUUGCAUCGAUGUUCGAACCAAAGAAGAUAACCUUACACCGCUUCAUAUCGCUGCAAGAUUUAAUUGCCUAGCAACCGUUCAGUUAUUGAUUGAAAGAGGUGCCAAGCCCACUUUAGCAUCAUUCAAUGGUAGCACGGCGUUACACUUUGCAGCGCGCCGAGGGAAUGAUCAGGUGGCAAAGCUUUUGUUACGUCAUGCCAAAGUUGACGUCAAUUCGAAGGACUCCUCUCACAUGACUCCAUUACACUUUGCCUGUCUCAGUGGAAACAUGGCUAUUUCAAAGAUGCUUCUUGAAGAGGGGGCAGAUAUACGGGCUAAAUCGACGGAGCUAAUGACUCCUCUUCACACUGCAGUGUACAACGGCAACUCCUCAGUAGCUUCUCUCAUCUUGCUGACUGCCACUGAGAGAAGACAGAAUAUCACUGAGCUUGUCGAGGAGCGGGACAUAAAUAAUAGCACAGUCCUACAUCUAGCAGCUGGAACAAAUGAUCUCAAAACAGGGGAGGUGUGUCUGCAGAAUGGCGCGGACAUUAACGCGCUCAAAUCGAAUAAUGAAACGUCUUUGUACGUGGCAACGGUGAAAGGAAACUUGCAGAUGGUAAAACUAUUGGUACGGAAAGGAGCUGAUGUAAAUGUUAAAAAUGCUGACACCAAAACUGUUCUUCACAGGGCAGGUGUGUUCAACCGUGAUGACAUCAUUUCCUUUCUACUCGAUCACGGAGUAGCUAUUGACGCACGUGAUGCACAAAGCAGCACGCCUUUCCUAGAUGCCGUGGCUGCUGGCCAGACAAGAUGUGCUCGACUGCUUCUCCAAAGGGGAGCUGACGUGAAAGCAUUCGACAUCUUCAUGAAGAACUGCCUUCACCUGGCAGUUGAGAACGGAAAUUUGGAGACACUUCAAAUGCUCCUAGAGGAAAAGUCUGUUCUAUUCAAUCUUUACAGACCAGAUGUCAACGAGAGAGUUCCACUGCAUUAUGCAGCCAUGGUUAAGGACGUUAGGAUAAUGGAUGCACUUUUGGCGAAACACACACGAUUCACUUUCCACGACUAAACGCAGCAAACUCCCCUCCACCUUGCUGCUCAGUAUGGAAUGUAUGAACAGGUGGAAGCACUGGCUCGUCGAGUAGCCUCUGGACUAAAUGACCGGGAUGAACAAGGAAGAACCCCACUUCAUUAUGCAGUUAUGAGUGGUCACAGAAAAGUUUGUUACACUUUACUAAAACUUGGAGCGGACGUAAGCACCAAAGACAGCAGCUCCUGGACACCAUUAAUGUUGGCGUCAAAGCUGGGCUGGGCAAAAUCAUGUCAAGAAUUGCUCGAUAUGCAAGCAUCUGCGGAUGACGUCAACAGUGAGGGCGACACUGCAUUGCAUAUUGCUUGUAAACAAGGUCACGUCAGCAUUGUAAACUUGCUGAUGGAAAAUAGUGCAAGUUUAACUGUUCGCAACAUCCAGGGGCUCACGUGUCUAGAGGCUGCAGUCCGAACAGGGAACAGCGAUGUAGCAAUGGCUAUGGUAAAAAACUCAAGAUGGCAAGAAAUUAUGGAGCAUAAGGACAUGCAAGGGCAUACACCCAUGAGGCUGCUAAUAGAACACUUCCCAGACAGUGCAGAACUGCUGAUGGACAGAUGUAUCAAGCGAUCGGAAAUGACAAGCACAAACGAUCCUCAGUUCACUGUUACCUAUGACUUUCACCUCCUUGACCCAGGUCCGGACGAUCCUGCUUUUGUGCACGGGAGACGUUUCUUCGGACCCAGCACCAUGGUGAAACAUGAACAAAAGAAAUUGCUUCUCCACCCACUAACACAAGCACUGUUGAAUCAAAAGUGGUCGAAGUUUGGUCGAUUCAUAUACUACUUAAACUUUUUUUCAUACUUGAUCUUUGUUGGUCUCUAUUCAGCUUUCAUCAUCAAUGUCAGGGAAAAGCAGACGUUUUUCCCAAAUGUGGAAAUUUGCUAUGUAUUUGAAGAUGAGGAAUUUGAUGAAGUUGUUGAAGAAUGUGAACCAGCGUCGAAUAUUUAUGACACGGUGACGUAUUUCAGCAAAGGAUUCUCAUAUAUAGUUUUUGGAAUCGCAAUUAUCCAUCUUGUAAAAGAGAUUUUACAAAUUCUAAUACAGAGACUAAGGUACUUUACGGAUUUAAGCAAUCUACUGGAAUGGGCACUGUACGGGACAACUUUCGCUUUCUUGUUGCCAUAUGUCUUGCCCGAUAAAACCAUUGAUGACUGGUUCGCCAAAAUAACAGAUCCUUACCUAAUUUGGCAAGUCGGCGUCACCUCAAUAUUCCUCUGUUACGCAAACUUGGUUUUGUUUCUCCGUCGGUUUCGUUUGUUUGGAAUUUAUGUCACCAUGUUUGUGGAGGUCACAAAGACGGUUGUUAAGGUCCUACUGGUCUUUCUUAUCUUCCUCUUUGGGUUUACAAUCGUUUUCUAUAUCCUCUUCAAAGAGCUGGAUUCUUUUCAAAAGCCCAGUAUCGCGUUUAUGAAGACAAUAGUGAUGAUGAUCGGAGAGCUUGAAUUCGAUGACACCUUUGUUGAGACUAUUGGGAAAAAUACUACGUCCGGAGCACGAAAGAAUCCUUUCCCUGAAACUUCAUUUGUAUUCCUUUCUUUAUUCCUUAUUCUAGUGGGCAUCGUUUUGAUGAACCUGUUGGUUGGCCUUGCAGUGGGAGAUAUCGAUACCAUUCAACAGAGUGCUACUCUAAAGAGGUUGGCCAUGCAGGUCGAGUUUGUAGCGGAGAUUGAGCAAAGCUACCCAAGAUUUGUUACGCGGCGACUUUAUCAUCCAGUUGUGACUUUGAGGCCCAAUCGACCCAGUCGCUUGAAAAGGUUUGCGGCUCUCCUUGGCUAUACGAUUGCGAGAUCCACAAAAAACACCCACGGCCUUCCUGAUAAUGAAGAGUUGAAGGACUCUGAGUAUACUGAAGUAAAAAAGCAGCUCGAAAAAACUAAAAAACGCGUCAAGGCGUUGGUGACUGCGAUAGAGGUCCAAAACGCACUGUUACGGCGAUUGGCCAUAAAGAUUGAUCCCGAUGCUGAGAUGGACCUACGAAGUCUGGAAGAGAAUAGACCCAAUCUGGGUGACGAGCGGGUAGCGUUAGGUGAGGAAAUGUUUGAUGGACAGCCGCCAAGUGAAACCACCGCAGAAAGACCGCAUGUUGAGGCCCGUACUACGGUUUGCUGACCUUCAGCUGCUCACUCAAAUCUUCAACACUUGAUAAGUCUUGUUGGUACAGCUGAAUCUGGGCUCUGGUUAAAUUUGGGUAACUUUUGGAGAGAAAGUAUUCGUAUUAUUCAGAAACUUUGAAUCAUCCUAAACUUUUCCGUUGGCUCACAUUUUAAGCCCACUCCUUAAAUAUUUGAUAUGAUGGCUUGGUCAAAGAUAUAAGAGUAUUAAUGUAGAAGACAGGCCGAGAGGGAACUAGGUAGAGAUCUAGGAAAGACCUGAAAGACUGAGAGGAGAUCUAAGAAAGAUCUGAAAAAAUAUAUUUUAGAUUAUUACUUUAUUCUUCUCGUCAUUAUUUGCGUUGCGUGUACCACAUUCAAAGCUUGGACACAAAAUAUUUUUCUGGGAUAGAAAAAAAGACAUCCUUUGGGCUGAGACAAAACGUUGCACCAUACCAAACAAUUACAUGUUACAGGGCACCUGGAAAUGGCUAUUCAGUAAAGGACAUAGACAACUGCAAAUGUUCACCUGGUAUUCACAAACCAGCUGUGAAUAGUCAGUAACUCGAGCUGAACCCUUUCUUGUUUAUUCGCACCGUACACUUAAUGGUUUAGUUUUCACUGAGAAGUCAAAAUUUUGUAGUAAACAGGAAUGGUAUACGAUGUCAAGGUUUCAUCGUAAAACAAAGCGUUAUUUUUCGAAAAAAAAAAAAAACCUGGAAAUCUCCCUGCGAUAUCAAUUAUCUGUCAGUAACAGUGCUACAUAAAUUUGAUUCGAAGAUUGAGUGAUUGAUUACCAAGCCCGUGUUUUGCACCUUUUUGUACCAGCGUGAGGACGAAGCGUGUUUGCGGUGUUCUAUUUUUUCCUUUUUUCAUUAAAAUAUUGAUAUUUUGUCAAAUCGUUUUGUAAAAAAAAAAGAAGGGCUAAGGUUUACUUGAA
This is a messenger RNA of Stylophora pistillata, 8521 nucleotides long. RefSeq names its product transient receptor potential cation channel subfamily A member 1-like. Gene Ontology annotation, molecular function: protein binding; monoatomic ion channel activity. The record is from RefSeq and is a predicted model, not a curated record. Gene Ontology annotation, biological process: monoatomic ion transmembrane transport. Lineage: Eukaryota; Metazoa; Cnidaria; Anthozoa; Scleractinia; Pocilloporidae. Gene Ontology annotation, cellular component: transmembrane transporter complex; membrane.